CGGCAAUCAUUGGAUUGGAGAUUUGGAGGGCAGUCAUUUGACGUGAUCACCGAAGUUUCUCUCCCGUAUCUUCAUCGUCGUCGAGUAUGCCACGACCACCUUUACGGUGAUCCAUCUACGGGUCGGAAGACGAAGAAGAAGAUGAGUAACACACCAGCAACGGCUGCGUCAUCAUCUAAAUCGAAAGCUGCGGGAACUUCUCAGGCGCCGGAAAAGCGUAAAACGUUCUUUCAGAAAGAAUUGCAGCAUAUGAUGUAUGGAUUUGGCGACGAGCAAAACCCGCUUCCAGAGACCGUGACGCUUGUAGACGACAUUGUUGUGGAAUACGUCACAGAUUUGGUAACACAUCAGGCUCAAGAAAUUGGCUCAAAGCGAGGAAGACUACUAGUUGAUGACUUCUUGUAUCUAAUCCGCAAGGAUUUGCCAAAACUAAACCGGUGUAGAGAACUCUUGGCAAUGCAAGAAGAACUGAAGCAAGCUCGCAAGGCUUUUGAUAAUAUCCAGAGAUUGGUAAUGGCAAUGGCACCAGUAAUUAAGCUGGUUCUAGGCUCAAUAGCCUUUGCCAUUUUCUGGGUAUUAGCAGUUUUUCCUUCGGUGCCAUUCCUACCAAUCGGUCGGACCGCUGGUUCUCUGUUCGGUGCGAUGUUAAUGGUUAUCUUCCAAGUGAUAACCCCUGAACAAGCUUACGCAGCCAUCGAUCUCCCGAUCCUCGGUCUUCUCUUUGGAACAAUGGUUGUUAGUAUAUACCUCGAGAGAGCUGACAUGUUCAAGUACUUAGGCACAUUGCUCUCUUGGAGAAGCAGAGGACCUAAAGACUUGCUUUGUCGAGUCUGUCUUGUUUCCGCUGUUUCAAGCGCUCUUUUCACUAACGACACGUCCUGUGUGGUUUUAACCGAGUUUGUGUUGAAGAUCGCUAGGCAGAAGAACCUCCCUCCUCACCCGUUUCUGCUCGCCUUAGCCACGAGCGCGAAUAUCGGAUCCUCCGCGACUCCUAUUGGGAAUCCGCAGAAUCUUGUUAUCGCGGUACAGAGCAAGAUCCCGUUUUGGGAGUUUCUUCUUGGGGUGUUUCCUGCGAUGAUUGUUGGGAUUACUGUCAACGCUUUGCUUCUUCUCGCAAUGUAUUGGCGUUUAUUGUCUGAUCAUAAAGACGAGGAAGCAGAAGAAGAAGAGGAAGAAGAAAAUACGGUUUCUGAGGUUGUCGUUGAAGAAGAUGUCACAUCUCAUCGGUUCUCUCCAGCUACAUUACCGCAUCUCGGCUCUUUCAGAUCCGAAGAAUCGAACUUGAGAAUGGAUCCUGAGACGCUGAGAAACAGAGCGGCUUCGUCGGGUGAAAACGAUGUCGCAAACCGAGAUUCAAAUGCAUCUACCGACGCAGAGUCUCGAGGAGAGAGCAGUAGCAACAACGUGUUCCGAACCAAGAAAUGGAGAAGAGUGUUUUGGAAAUCAAGCGUUUAUUUGAUCACAUUAGGGAUGCUAAUCUCUCUGCUCAUGGGUUUAAACAUGUCCUGGACCGCGAUAACCGCGGCUCUAGCUCUCGUCGUUCUUGAUUUCAAAGACGCAAGGCCGUCUCUCGAGAAGGUAUCGUAUUCGCUUCUGAUCUUCUUCUGCGGGAUGUUCAUAACCGUUGAUGGAUUCAACAAAACCGGUAUCCCUACGGCUCUGUGGGAGCUAAUGGAGCCAUUUGCCAAAAUCGACCAGGCCAAAGGAACCGCGGUUCUAGCACUUGUCAUUCUUGUCCUCUCCAAUGUAGCCUCCAAUGUACCAACCGUGCUUUUGUUGGGAGCAAGAGUGGCGGCAUCAGCCGCGGGAGGGGAGGAGGAGAAGAAGGCGUGGCUGUUGCUGGCGUGGGUGAGCACGGUGGCUGGAAACUUGACGUUGCUUGGUUCAGCGGCUAACCUGAUAGUGUGUGAGCAAGCUCGUAGAGCAGUGAGCCAUGGCUACACUCUGACUUUUACUAAACACUUCAAGUUCGGUUUGCCUUCAACACUCAUAGUCACUGCCAUUGGUCUACUUCUUAUCAAGUAAUCCACAACUCACUCCUCUGUAUAUGUUUUUUUUUUUCCUUUGUCAAGGAAUGUUAAUUCAUUUCAAGAAUCAAUAUAUGGGUUUCUUUUUAACACACUCUUCUGUAAAUGAAGAUUCUUCGAAAUUGAAAUGCAUUCGUUGUUGUAUCGCAACUUAAAACUUAAAAGUGACAAAUGAAAUGGUAUAUUGGUAUACUAAUCUUUUCAGUUAA
Messenger RNA from Thlaspi arvense, 2236 nucleotides. The record is from the annotation of a GenBank genome assembly. Lineage: Eukaryota; Viridiplantae; Streptophyta; Magnoliopsida; Brassicales; Brassicaceae.